Molecule: messenger RNA, 1083 nt
Organism: Trichophyton verrucosum HKI 0517
Lineage: Eukaryota; Fungi; Ascomycota; Eurotiomycetes; Onygenales; Arthrodermataceae
Product: isoamyl alcohol oxidase, putative
Exons: 3
Coding region: 1-1083 (360 amino acids)
Molecular function (GO): FAD binding; oxidoreductase activity
Source: RefSeq, a predicted model, not a curated record
AUGGACCAGGUAAUCCUUUCUGAUAACCACACUGCUAUCAUCCAGCCUGGAGCACGGCUGGGACACGUCUCUGUGGAAUUGUUCAACCAAGGCCGGAGAGCAAUUCCCCACGGAACCUGCCCUGGCAGAGUUGGUAUCUCCGGACAUGUCUUGCACGGCGGAUACGGCAGGGCUUCACGCACUCACGGCCUUACUCUAGACUGGUUAAAGAGCGCCAAGGUGAUUCUAUCUGACGGUUCCAUAGCAUAUUGCUCUGCGACAGACAAUACAGAUCUCUUCUGGGCAAUACGAGGUGCUGGGUCAUCCUUUGGCAUCGUCACUGAAUUCGAGUUUGACACAUUCAUGCCGCCAGAGAAUGUCACUGUUUUCGCCAUCGACAUGCCCUGGAGCGAAUCAGGCGUGGCUGAAUCCCUGAAGGCAGUGCAGAGUCUUUCAUUGACGGCUCGGGAGGAGCUUAACCUUGCCUUUGAUGUGACCGCAUCUAGCCAGGCCAUUCGCGGGUUGUACUUCGGCGAUGAGCAUGGACUCGUUCAAGCACUGCAACCCCUCUUGACAAAUCUCAAAACACAAUUGUCUGAUAUUAAAUCUGUCGAUUGGCUGGAAGGACUAGAGUAUUUUGCAGAAGGUGAACCAUUGGUCCGGCCGCAACCAUACAAUGUGAUUAAUGCGUUAGUAUCGACCCUCUUUACCAACAUUAAUGACACUAAUGCACGUCAUUCAUGGGAUGUACUUUUUGAGUUGCACGGUGGCCCAAAGUCAGCGGUUUCUCAGACUGACUUAGCCGCUACAUCUUAUGCCCAGCGUGACAAGGUCCUUCUCUGGCAGCUCAAUGCUUUUGGAGAGAAUGGAAAAUUACCCCGUGAGAGUUUCGUAUUCCUCAAGCAAAUCACGGAUAGUGUUACACAGUCCAUGGCAGACGGAGAUUGGGGCAUGUAUGCCAAUUCUAUCGACACCCAACUGGACGGCAAUACAGCACAGAAGCUAUAUUGGGGAGAUAACCUACCUCGACUACGGAAAAUCAAAGCGCGACUUGACCCUAGUAACGUGUUUUGGAAUCCACAGGGUAUAUCCCCAUCGGCCUAA